This is a messenger RNA of Megalopta genalis, 372 nucleotides long. The record is from RefSeq and is a predicted model, not a curated record. NCBI's taxonomy places the organism in Eukaryota, Metazoa, Arthropoda, Insecta, Hymenoptera, Halictidae.
AUGGAACGAGAAGUUCAAGAAAAUAUGAAGGUCAUGCAGUUAGAAGAAGGCGACGCAUCCGCCGCAGCAUCAAGGGUGCCUGCAGCAGCGGCGAACACCGCCGCAGCAUCGACAGCGGCUGCAGCAGCGGCGGACACCUCCGCCGAAUCGACAGCGCCUGCAGCAGCGGCGGACACCUCCGCCGAAUCGACAGCGCCUGCAGCAGCGGCGGACACCUCCGCCGCAAACGAGUCGCUGGACUCUAUACUAAUGCGGCAGAGGGAGAUCGCUGCCGCAUACGAGUCCGGGAGGGCUUCCCAAUGGAGGAACAUACUACGCCAAUUGGCCAGACGGGUAGCCAGCCCUAACCUGGCAAAUCUGGUGGCGGCCAAU